Messenger RNA from Uloborus diversus, 725 nucleotides. RefSeq lists its product as uncharacterized. Bases 27 to 725 code for a protein of 232 amino acids. The record is from RefSeq and is a predicted model, not a curated record. Lineage: Eukaryota; Metazoa; Arthropoda; Arachnida; Araneae; Uloboridae. The transcript has 7 exons.
ACUGCGCUAAAUUUGUAUUUCUUGAAAUGGAUAGUUAUUUUUUAUUUGUUUUUAAAGGCUUGCUGUCAGAGGAGCAGAGGACAUCGGCUUGUGAUCACAUUCAAUCUCUGCUGCCUUCUUUCUAUGAUUAUGAAUUAGGUUUGAGCCUAGCAAGUCCCAUUGCACCUUUGUUGAUGACUGGAUAUUCAUAUGUAUCUGUCCUGAAUCCUUUGGCUGAAGCUGAUUCAAAAUGGAUGAGAGUCAGCAGCCGUGAUGAGUUGCUGUCAACACUCGGGUCACUGCAGGAACCUGAACCUACUGAUACUUCUGAGUUCGAUCUCAUUUCUGCUCAUAUACAUGAGCUGGCUGACCUUCUGCCUACUUUUGGCAAUUACAAGCUAGAUGUCUUCAUCACCUCAGAUAUCUUGGAGGUUGCUUCUAUCGAAGAUAUGCCCACAUUGGCAAGUGCUUUGUAUCGUCUCCAGUGGUGGCAUGGUGCCCGCACAAAAAUUCUUCUUCCAACUGGGAGGGAUCUCUGCAAUAUUGAGAGCUGGCUGGAGAUCAUGGAUGCCACAGUGCUGGACAAAAAUUCUCAGAAUGCAGGUCCUUCUCUUUGGAGAGGAUGUUUGGAGCUACAGGCGUUGGAGGUGAUGCAGAAGAACGUUGCUGGAUGGUGGAAUACAAUCAACUGGUCUGUUUUGCUGGGUGAAGAAAAUUCUCCUAGCCUCAUUUACGGUUUCCACUAA